AUGUCCCCGCCCAAGAAGCACGUGUCUCCGGAUUACAGAAUGCGGCACUCGUUUAACAAGCCGACUAAGGCGAAUGGCGACGUGAACAGCAGCAACGGCAGCACCAAGAAAGCACCAGGUCUGAAGCGGCCUUCUGCGUCCCCCACCGAGGGGUCCUACUUGGGGUGGCUAGGCACCGAGACCGAGGUAGACACGGCCUGCGACGUCAUCUACAACAGUCAGCCGAAACCACGUCUCGAAUUCAGCGUCGUAGUGAACCUGAUAGUGGCGAAUUAUGGCGAAAAACGCGCGACCAUGUUAGUGUAG
Messenger RNA from Phytophthora sojae, 306 nucleotides. RefSeq lists its product as hypothetical. The coding region runs from base 1 to 306 and encodes 101 amino acids. Lineage: Eukaryota; Oomycota; Peronosporomycetes; Peronosporales; Peronosporaceae. The transcript is spliced from 2 exons. The record is from RefSeq and is a predicted model, not a curated record.